Helobdella robusta is the source of this 693-nucleotide messenger RNA. RefSeq lists its product as hypothetical. The transcript has a single exon. The record is from RefSeq and is a predicted model, not a curated record. Gene Ontology annotation, cellular component: zeta DNA polymerase complex. Bases 1 to 693 code for a protein of 230 amino acids. Lineage: Eukaryota; Metazoa; Annelida; Clitellata; Rhynchobdellida; Glossiphoniidae.
AUGAAUCGAAACAAAGACGAAUAUACGUCAUCGACGCCAUUAUUUUGCGAUUUUUUUGAAACACUACUUCACAAUUUUCUCCACAGUCGCCAUCUUUAUCCGCCGGAAUGCUUCGAACUCCGGCAGAAAUUCGGCGUUCCCGUUUGGAUUUGCACCCACAGGGAUGUGCUGACUUACAUCGAGUCACUAAUCUCCGGUAUAAAAAACGUUCUAGAAGAAAAUAGAAUCGAAAGAAUUGAUGUUUGCGUCGUUCAAGCAGAAAGUGAAAUAACUUUGGAGACGUUUGCGAUAGAACCACUGAGCCUGCCCAGGUAUAUCAGUGAAGAUCUGACAGUGGAAGAGUUAUUUAAAUUAGAAAUGAUGAUGAGACGUUCACUGCUAGAUGCAAUUCAAAUAUUUUCCGCCAUGCCUGAUAAGAAUGAAUCAGAUUUAGAGAAAAGAACCUGGAGAAUGAAGGUGAAAACAAAGUUGUCGGCCUACAAAAGAUUGUUGGAGAAGCAAUCUGUGAGCGAUGAGGUCAUGUGGCUGGCGACCUGGAGUCAAGAUGGUGAAGAAGAGGUUGAUGAUGAUGUCGUUGGCACUGAUGAUGACGAUCGUUGUUUGUUCCAGAUCAUUCCAAUGACAAACUUGAUGUCACAAUUUAUCCAAGUACAACUCUACAUCAAAGAUUAUAAGAAUACUUGCAGACGAUGA